GGUGGGCUCAGCUGGCUCGCUCGCUCGCGAUGGGCCAGCCUGGCGGGGCCGAGUCUGGCUGCCUGGCUGGCAGAGUAAACUCCGUGCACGCACACCUCUCUCUGCAUCGCACUCAUCCUCCUCCUCAUCUCACUCUCGUCUUUCAGACCCCCUGUAGCUGUUUCCUUUCGCAGAGCUCUGUCGCUCUCCAGCUCCUUUACGCCCCCGCACCCGACACUCUUUCACCUUCACUUUCCCCCUUUGUAACUAGUUGUUCGCCAUGAUCCCCGCCCUCCUCCUCGCCGCCCUCCCCAUCGCGGCCGCCGCUCCGUGGGCCCAGCCCGAGGACAGCCCCGUCUACGGCCUGUUCAAGCGCCAGGGCCACACCUACCCCCCUGCGCUCGCCGUUCCCCCCGUCUCGGGCAUCCCCCAGGAGUGGCUCAACAAGCUCAACGCGGUCAAGGACCAGAUCGCCAACAACCCCAUCUCGACCCCCGUCGUGUCCGCCGACAGCAACGCCGUCACCUACCCCAACGGCACCAACCUCGAGGCCUCGGGCAUCUGUGCCUACACCACCGGCUGUACUACCAAGGACGACAUCUGGGCCGGUCCUGACGGCGCGUUCCUGAUCACGUUCGACGACGGACCCGGUGCCGGCACGACCAACCUCUCCGACUUCCUCGAGAGCAAGCAGAUGUCGACGCACGCGACCCACUUCAUGAUUGGUGGCUCGAUUGUCGGCGCCCCCGAGCUCUUCAAGGGCGUCUUCGACCGCGGAGGCCACAUUGCCUCGCACACCUGGUCGCACUCGCGCAUGACCAUCCUCUCCAACGAGCAGAUUGUCGGCGAGCUCGGCUGGACCAUGCAGGCCAUCUCGGACAACACUGGUGGCCGUCUCCCUCUCUUCUGGCGCCCCCCUUACGGCGACCUCGACAACCGUGUCCGCGACGUCGCCAAGAAGGUCUUUGGCCUCGAGACUGUCGUCUGGAACCGUGACUCGAACGACUGGAAGAUUGCCCGUGAGGGCAAGGCCCCCGUCGAGAAGGUCUUUGACGACUGGGCCGCUGGACCCAAGAGCCCCGGCCUCAACGUCCUCAUGCACGAGAUCAACACCGGCACCGUCGACAUCUUCAUCGCCAAAUUCCAGAAGUUUGUCGACGCCGGAUGGAAGGUCCUCAACGUCGCCGAGGCCUUCAACAAGCCCAUGUACUUCAACGCCGCCGACAACAAGGCUCAGGUCACCCCCAUGACCAUUGACCAGCUCGGCGCCCAGGGUGCCGCCCCCGCCAACUCGUCGGCCUCGGCCUCGGCCUCGGGAGGUGCCUCUGCCGGCGCUUCCGCUGGCGCCUCGGGCUCUGCCUCGCACUCGGGCUUUGCCUCGGGCACUGCCGCCCCCACUGCCACCAAGCCCUCGUCGGCCUCGCGCGGCUUUGUCGCCCCCGUCGCGACCAUUGUCGUCGCCGUCCUCGCCGCCGCCCUCAUCUAAGCAGCGGCCUAGGGGGCGUAUGCUACGCAUACAUGCCUUGUACACCCAAACACGACGCAUCUCAGCCUCUUUGGUCUUAAUUUGCUGGACACUGAUUCCCCCCUCCCCCCCGGUGCCAGUUCUGCUUCACCCAGACCAUGGGCAGAUUCGGCUCCUCCCUUAGAACACUUUCCAUACGCAUACUCUUAGCUUGGUGCCCCGAGUCAUCGCGAUGAACAUUCACUCAGCCUCGCGGUUUGUUGUUUUGGGUGGAGGUGUAGUCACUCUUGGCGCUGGUCAUGUGUGUACAAGAGGCUGGAACCGAGUCGCUCCAGGCGGGCUAUCUUCACAUGCCAAGAGGUCCAGCAUUCAGCGUCGGUACCUCGACA
Vanrija pseudolonga is the source of this 1833-nucleotide messenger RNA. RefSeq names its product Chitin deacetylase. The record is from RefSeq and is a predicted model, not a curated record. The transcript has 3 exons. Gene Ontology annotation, molecular function: chitin deacetylase activity. Gene Ontology annotation, cellular component: membrane. Gene Ontology annotation, biological process: carbohydrate metabolic process. Bases 260 to 1465 code for a protein of 401 amino acids. NCBI's taxonomy places the organism in Eukaryota, Fungi, Basidiomycota, Tremellomycetes, Trichosporonales, Trichosporonaceae.